GCUUUUGAUUGACAUGGCGCAGUCUCCCAGUACGACUUGCGCCGAGCCAGCAGACAGGCAGGACCCGACCCUGGGAAUAAAAAAAAGGAAAAAAAAAGAAAACGCGCAGCCCCGUCUGUUUGAAAGAUUCUUUUAUUACCGCGAGGUAGGGCAGUUCAGUCAAUUUCUCCAUGAAUGUACGUCACAAUGAUGAUGACAGACCAGAUUCCACUGGACUUGGCUCCGCCCCCCCUCCUGAACGGAGAGCUCCCGCUCAUGCCUCACAUGGUUAACGGUGACGCAGCGCAGCAGGUGAUUCUGGUGCAGGUGAACCCAGGGGAGACGUUUACCAUCCGGGCGGAGGACGGCUCGCUGCAAUGCAUUCAGGGUCCUGCUGAGGUUCCCAUGAUGUCCCCGAAUGGAUCAAUCCCCCCAAUACACGUACCCCCAGGUUACAUAUCACAGGUGCUGGAGGACACCACAGGGGUUCGCCGAGUGGUGGUGACCCCCCAGUCUCCAGAGUGCUACCCUCCCUCUUACUCUCCAGCUCUGUCCCCCACGCACCACCUCCCUCCAUACCUGGCUCACCCCCACUUCAUUCCCAACUCUCACUCUUUCUACCCCCCUGUCAGCCCGGGCGAGCUGCCGCCCCACCAGUACUACCAGCAUCACCUUCCCCCAAUGUAUGGCGAUCCAGUGUCUUCUCUCCUUUCAGAGAUCAUCCCAGUUUAUGGGAUGUCCAACUACAUCAGCAGAGAAGAGACGUACACUAAGCCACAGCCUAAAAAGAUAAAAGAACAGAGACUGGAGCGACAGAACCGACUCAAUUCCCCUCCUUCUACUCUCUAUAAGGGCAGUCUUGGGCCAGCACACAACGGAUACAGUAACAAAUCACACGCCCCAUCGCUUGGGUCAGUGGGGUCAGGGGGUGGAGCCAGCAGUCCAGGGGGCAAGAAGCCAGAAAGACGACACCGUUGCAGUCCACGAAACAGUGAGCCAGAGACACACACACAAGAUGGAGAAAGCAGGUCUCCUCUGGUUGGAAAACUUCCUCUUCAGAGAUCACACAGGGGACAAACUUCCAUGUAUCAUGAUUCAGAGGGGAAACGUGUUCAAGACAUGCUGUCUACAAUCGACAAACCACAGGUGUCUAACAUCCAGGCGCGGGCUGCUCGGCUGUCCUGGGGCCUUCCAGGUGGGCUGGUGAACAGGCACAGCAACGGGAUGCCUGUCUCAUGCUCCUACGAGGUUUCUCUCUCAGACAAGGGAAAGGACGGAAAAUAUCGCCUUAUAUACAGUGGUGAAGAGUUGGAAUAUCAUCUGAAAGAUCUAAGGCCAGCGACAGACUACCACGUACGGGUUUCAGCAUUGUACAACUCGGUUCGAGGCUCGUGUUCAGAGGCCGGCUCGUUUACCACACACUGCAGCGUCCCUGAUGUCCCGUUACCCCCGAAAGUCUCUCAGCGCACAAAGACGAGCCUCAGUCUACAGUGGAAGCCUCCAGGCGACAACGGAUCCAAAAUCACAAACUACCUGCUCGAGUGGGAUGAGGGAAAGAAGAACAGUGUUUUCAGAGACUGCUACUUUGGGAACCAGAGACACUGUAAGCUGACACGGCUGCAGCCAGCCUGUGGCUACACAUUCAGAUUGGCUGCAAAUAACGACAUCGGCACAAGUGGCUUCAGUACAGAGGUGGUGUUCUACACCACGGGCACUCAGCCCCCUCUGCCCCUCGCGCCACGGCUGGUCAGGGCGGGGGUCUCCUGGGUGAACCUGGAGUGGGUGCGUCCAGAGGGCAGUCCCACCGAGGAGCAGCUCAAAUACACACUCGAGAUCCAGGAGGACAACACCGGAACAGAUUUUUAUCCAAAGUACACUGGAGAAAACUUGACCUGUACUGUACAAGGCCUGAAGAGAAGUACACAGUAUAAAUUCAGGCUGAUUGCGUCAAACGUGGAAGGAAAAAGCAGCCCCAGUGAAGUGUUGGUUUGCACCACCAAUCCAGACAAGCCCGGCCCUCCGUCGACACCCAGGGUCACCGGAGUGACACCUUAUGGCUUCACCGUCACAUGGGAUCCACCCUUGGACAAUGGGGGCUCAGAGGCCCUCACUUACCUCCUCGAGAUUUCUGAAGGAUGCUCCGAAGCGAGCCAGUGGGAGGUGGCGUACAGCGGCCCUGCAACUGAAUGUGUGUGUGAGCGGCUGACACCGGGAACCGUUUACCGCCUACGUGUAUGUAGCAUCACCACGGGAGGACACAGCCCGUGCACUGUUUGUGUUCCGGUCCGUACAUCAAGUGUCCCGCCAGGACCCUGUCAGCCGCCGCGGAUCGUUGGGAAAGCCAAACACAAGGAGGUCCAGUUAGAGUGGGAUUCCCCUGCCUGUGAGGGAGUGUGUGAAGAGUGUGUGUACAGCCUGGAGAUGAGUGAGGGCGAAGCAAAGCCAGCAGAAGUGUACCACGGCCCGGAGCUGCAGUGCACGGUUGCUAGUUUGCUUCCUGGUGCGACGUACAGCUUCAGGCUAAGGGCAUCCAACGAGGCCGGGUUUGGGCCAUAUUCUGAGCCGACAGAAGUGACGACUGCAGCUGGACCUCCUGGUCAGUGUGGGGCGCCACUCAUCACGCUCACAAGUAACACCUGUGCGACGCUCAACUGGGAGAGCCCCGAGGGUUCGGGGUCGGACAUCUCAGAGUAUCGACUGGAGUGGGCGAAGGAGGACGAACCCUGGGAGCUCAUUUACUGUGGCUCGGCCACGCAGUGCGAACUGUCAGACCUGACGCCUGCUACGGAUUACUGCUGCAGGCUACAGGCAGUGAACCAGGCUGGCGCUGGUCCAUACAGUGAGAGGGCAAGUUUCUGGACCCCGGCGACGCAUCCCGACCAGGUCUCGACCCUCACUCUCAUGGACCUCCCGACGUCCUCCGAGGCGGGCUACUCCUCGUCUACUUGCCUCCUCCUGAAGUGGGAAAAGCCAAAUAGCAAUGGUUCAGAGAUCUCCUCCUACAUCAUCUCUGUAGACGACCAAACCGUCACAGUGGAAUCGGGGACGAGUCACCUCAUCACAGGCCUGCAGCCAGACACUGAAUACAGUCUGCAGAUUCAAGCAGUGAACGCCAUCGGCUUUGGCCCUCUGAGUCCAUUGCUGGUAGCGAGGACCCGCCCCCUUCCUCCGGGCCCGCCCCCACUCGAAUGCUCCGCCGCAGGCCCUCAGAGCCUGAAGCUCAAGUGGGGCGAGAAUGCCGGACACACGCGCACCCUGCUCUCUGAAGACGUGGUCUACACAUUACAAAUGGAAGACAAGAACCACAGGUUUGUGACAAUCUACCACGGUCCCAGCCACACCUACAAAGUCCAACGACUGAUUGAGUCCAGCAGCUACAGCUUCAGAAUACAGGCCUUCAGUGACGCCGGGGAGGGUCCUUUCUCUGACACAUAUACUUUCUGCACCACCAAGUCUCUACCCCCAGCAAUCAAAGCCCCCAGGAUUCACCAGCUAGAGGGGAACGUGUGCGAGGUGACAUGGGAGACUGUUCCACCAAUGAGAGGCGACUCUAUGAACUAUGUCCUCCAGAUGCUGGUGGGGCGUGAGUCUGAAUACAAACAGAUUUUUAAGGGAGACGAAGGUUCCUUCCAAGUUUCCAGUCUUCAGGCAAACACAGACUAUCGUUUCCGCGUUGGCGCCUGCCGCCAGUGCCGGGACACGCACCAGGAGCUGUGCGGGCCGCUGAGCCCCUCCUCCCUGUUCACGCUGCGCCGGCAGGAGUCGGCAUCGUCGGGAGAUCAUAGUGCUUUGGAAACGGGCAAAGGGGCGGGCCUGAUCUCGAGCGACGAGCACUUCGCGGCGCUGAUUGUGUGCGUGUUCGCCGGCCUGUCCAUCCUCAUCGCCUGCCUGCUACAGUACUUCUUCAUGAAGUGAGGGAAUUUUUAACUAUAGGAUAGAAAGCGAAAUCAAAAGAAUAAAUCACAGAAAUGAACUUUUGCAAAUGUCUAUGAAAGAACAGAAUGAAAUCAAAACACUUGAGAUGUACUUUUAAGGCUAUGUAUGUCGAUUUAAAAAAACACAUUUUUUUUGUAGUCAAAGCAUUGAUUCAGGCUUCUCUAUUUUUCUUCUCCCUUUACCCAUUUCGGUGUCAUUUUCUUUUUACACCUCUGUCGGGUUUGUCUUUUUUGUUAAGGAUUUCUGUUGAGGGAAGCUUCAUCUUGGCUGUACCUCAGUUGGGAAAGAAAACUGAUAAUCAAGCCUUAAAAUAAGUGUGAGCGAAACAUUUGCUCCUCAUACUGCCUUGCAUGUUUUUUUUUUUUAUUUUUUAUUUUACAUGUCUACAUAUUCAGUAGAAAACAUAUAUAUUUCUCUGCCGUCAUUGCCUUACUUUUUGUUCGCUGCGGACUGUAUUCAUUCAGCCAUAUUCAAAUGUAGGCCUUUAAAGCUUUAGCUUUUCCUACUUAUUCAGUUUGUUCCUUCUCUGCAGGCUGUCGGUCAGGACAAACAAUCGCCUGACUGAAACACACACUUACACAUGCGAACCUCUGUACAUGACCAUGCAUGCAUACGAAACACAUUUGCAAGGACAAUAAGAAAAAAACAAAUUUCCAAUUCGAAGACGACAGUCAUAUCUGCUCAGCUUUUGCCAGUCAAUCACUCGCACAUUCGGCUACCAAAGUGAAGCAAUCCGUUUGUGGUAUAAGAUGCUGCUAUCCUGUGAUUUCAUAGUAUCGGAGAGAAAAAAUGGAAAAACAUGUAUUUUAGUGUGAAAAAUGAUGGCAAAGUAAGGUUGAAAUGUUAAAAGGGGGAAGGAGUGAACUAGGUGCUCAAAGUUAGAAGUUCUGAGGUCAGUUUAGCAAUUUGCGCUAAAAGGGAUAGUUCAGAUUGUUUAAAGUUAGGUUCUGUUAAAAUUUAUAGGCAGUUUAUGUUUUCUUUACAGCAGAUAACUGUCUUGGCGUUUCCAUGUAGUACGAAUCCAGAUUAGUUGACCCUCGAGGCAGAAGCUAAUGACUAGUCUAGGAGGGACCAAGACUGAAGCAGACUUCUGCUGUUUUUGAAACAACUCCGGUCUGGAAAAGAGAAGAGUGAUUUAUCCGAAUGCUUUUCAAAUAAGAAUUAAUAAAGGCAUGAAAUAUGUGACAGUUUAAUUGGCUCAUAAGAUAGGAUGACAAAAUGGCUAAAAUGAAACAAGAUGAGAUCUUAGAUUAAAACAAAUAUAAAAACAAGUUUCUUUGAUUCUACAAACUGAAGUCCUGAUACAUUUCAUCCUAUGUUUUAAGGAAUCUUUGACCAGAGUAAAGACCAGGUUUGGCCCAUCUGUGUGUUGCAGUCAGCUAGCCUCAAAAAUGCAAACUUUAGCUUCAUGGCUAACAGACAAAAGCAGUAUUCCCUCGGUGCUUACAGAUUAUUUUGAAAUUGUCUAUAAUUAUUUCCUUUUUCUACUGGAAACCCAAAAUAUUCUCAUACAAACAAUUCAGAAGUGACAGGACGUCUUAAACUUUUUUGCGUCAGAGUAUUGUCAGCUACCUUGACAUUGGUCACAUCUCUCAAGCGACCAGAACUCAAUCACUAUUUUCAGUCUUAUUUCAAAACAAGAAUCUCAAAUAUAGAUAUAGGGGCUCGAGUCAAAAGCACUCGCCUUCAUAUCAGAGGUUUUAUUUGCUUAACUGUCACCCUCAAAAUGUCUACAUGUAAGUCAAUGGGUCCAAGAGGUCACCAGUCUCUUCAUGAUAGUUGAGUGGUUUUUAAACUAAAAUAGCUCCAACAUGUUGGACUUAUUUUAAUGAGAAAUAAGUCGUUUCACAAGAAGCCAACGUUUAUUUUCUGUGAGGUAGGAGUUGCUGCCAUCGGUCUUACUGUCAGAAAGUGGCACUGAAAACAAAACAUGAACUGCCAGAUAGAAAUUUGAAGAGAAGUAAAAAGUUAAAAAAUUUUUGCAGUUUAAUUGAAUGGUAUUUCAUACAUUUUUACAUUCAGGUAUAUAUUCUUUAAACCUUUCGGUCUUGUGUUCUACACUAGAAGAUAAUCAUUGGCGCACUGCCUCCAAACUUCUUUUAUUCUGCAAAAUUGCGUAUGUAUAAAGUUUAUCUCAAGUUUAAAAGUUAAUAGAUCGUGUUCCCAUCAAACACUUGAGUUUUUAUUUUUAGACUGGAGUUGUUUUAAGACAAAGAAAUGCGCGCAAGUCUAUCCUUUGUUGGACUAACAGUUAGCUUCCGCCUCCGGGACAGCCUAAGCUGAGUUUAUGCUAAAUCUACGUGCCAAGAGACUUAAUGUAAGGUAUUAACUGCUUCUAAUCUUUGGACAGGACCUCAGCAUUCUUUUAAAUACCACUCUUAGGUCAGAAUCUGGACCUUAUGUUGGGCAUUUGUUGACUCCAGGAAAACUGGCUGGGAUCGCAAUUGCCUGUUGCUCUUCUUAGGAAGGAGUUGGCCCAGCACGUUUGAUCCUUUGUGAGAUCCUGGGGGUGAGGGGGUUCUACCUUCUCAGAUGUUAUAACUUCAACCUCUUUUUCUGGAGCGUGAUUUUAGGAUAAGAGGCGCUAGCAGCGUGUCUGUGACCUUCUCUAAAAUCUUCAUUUGUAAUCUGGGAAAAGCCCAUUAGAAGUUAGCUUGGGCUUUGUUCUCCAGACAUUUAGCACAAACGCUGAAGCUGUUCCUCCUUUUAGCACGUCUGUGAAUCAAUACAUUUAAAGCCUCUUCCCCUCUUUUUGCAUCUCCUGAAUAUUUCUACUUAAUUCCCCUUCUUUUGGCUCUAGCUACUUCUUGUCUGCUUUCGAUCUAUUCUGUCUCUCUGCUUCCUCCACAUCUCUUACUCUUUCUCUAUUAAAAGGUGCUUUAUUGACAUGUAAUCAGAGCGGUAGCAAGUCUGUGAUCUCUACUCAGACAGACAUGAUCUCUGAGGACUUGAACUAAUCUCCACUAACCAAACAAAGCCUUGGACAGGACACAGCUCAACAGAACAGGGCAUUGUGAUAUACGAAUCACAACCCCGACCUCUGUGUCCCGCCUCAUGUCUGCUCCUCGCAGCAAAUCUUUUACAUCAAAGCCAAGGUACAAGCCGUGUUUAUCUUCUGUAGUCCAAAGAAGUCACCCCGAUCUGCAUUAUUAAUGUGAGACAUGCCUACUUCAGCUGGGUGAGAGCGUGGUGGCGAGACCGGACGGGAGGCAGAGGUUUUCAUUGUAACGUACCUCAGGGAUAAGGCCUUACAGAGGGGGAGGUCUAAUCCCAUCGUCUUCUUAGCUGUCAUCACCAUCAUCAUACUGACCAUCCCAUCCUUUUCCCGCCUUCCUCCUUCUUCCCUCUUGACGCUGCAUCUCGCCCUCUGUCCUCGCUGUGCCUUGCUUCGUAUGUGUCAGUAAGCAAAGCGGUUUAAUAGCUCAGAAAAAAAAGUAAAAAAUCUUUGCCAAAGUUGAUGGGAAAGUCAAGGUAGAGUCCUUUUCUAGGUUUUAUUUAUACUAUAUAUUUGCAUACAGUACUUUACAUGCCAAUUACAGUGCAAUCUUCAUUUAUUUAUUGUUUAAAGUUUAAGAGACAAGUGUAGUUAUAUACUAAUUUUUUUCUUGUAGCAUGUUUUUUUUUUUUUAAUGGAUGUAUGUUAGAUUGUAUGAUUAAGGCCAGCAUUCCUUAUCUCAGUAACCCUUUAAGUAUUUCUCUUGCUCAUCAGUUCAUGCAUUACCGUUUCAGACAUGUAACCAAAUGCCGAUGGGUUUUUGUAACCCCUUAGUGACACAUGUAGCAAGCCAGAGCUUAGUGUCACUUCAAGUUCCUUUGUAUAGGGAUGAAUAUUUCUGCAUUUGGCUUUUAUUUUCUGUUCUGAAUAGUGUUAUAUUGAAGCUUCUGAUAUCUUAUUUUACAGUUUUUAAUGCCAAAGUGCAGCCUUUUUAAUGAUCUCUAGAUAUUGCAGUCGUCUCGAGGGUUCUGUGAUGUUCUUCUGUAACAGCACAUCAUUACAACUAUUAUUAUUGUUAGUAUUGCUCUCUCAAAUGGAACAAAACAUUAACUUGAUCUGUGAUUACGCUUUUUUUUUUUUUUUACAUAAUGUUGUUUUUAUUGUGUUUUAUAAAGCUAAAUUGUGCCAUUUAAGAAAUGUCAAGACCCCAUACUUUGUAGAAAUAUUUUUUUAAACUGAUUUCACAUUUAAAUUUAAAGAAAAGAAAACAGAAAAAAAAACAGUCAUGACAAUUUCAGGCAGAUGACGAUGGGUGCUGGUUAUUUCACCCGUUCGCCGUUUCGUACCUUUGCAUGUUUGGUUGUUUUUGACUCCACAUUUUCUGUGUUAAUUGGUGCCAUUGAACGCACCGUCGUAUCACUUGUCAACCUACAAUUUAAAGGAAUUUUCUAUUGAUUCUACUGAUAGUCUUGUGGAAAGAAAAGUUAUAGUCUUGGCUAUAACUUCAAUAAACAACAUCUUUAUAUAAGGAAGACAUUUAACUGUUUUCAUUUGAUCAGGGUGUCCUAACCUGUCAUGUUUUCUAACAGUCAGUUGGCCAAAACCUGAGUCGCAUUCAAGUUUUGAUAAACGGGAUUAGAGGUAACACUAAAAUUUUAGAUGCUACGGUGGCUCUCAAAAGUGUACAGGACCCUGUCAGACUUCCUGGGGUUUGUACUUUAGUAGUGCAUCUAUCAAUUGAGAUUCAUCUGAAAAAUGUGAGGGGCUAAAAACUACAUAUAAAGGUUGAAUAACGAGGUUGCAUAAGUGUGCGAUUUCUUGAAAUACUACAAUUCUAUGUCUACCAGCAAAGACACAGCAUUUGCUAUCAGCAAAGCAGAUCCGGUAUGUAGAUCUUUGUCCCAUUCUCCUAAAUUACACCUGUGUACAAUCAGGUCAUUUUGAUCUUUUAUAAACGCUCUUCAAACCAUACAUCUUUGCAAAACGAUGCUAAUGAGCAAAUAAUGCAACUGAAAGCUGGUGCGAAUUACAUAACCGGUUUAUAGCACCUUUAUACCUACCUGAAUAGUACAAGAUAUAGAUUAUAACCCUGUGAAUAUGUGCACAUUUAAGAGCCACUGUAAUAAAAACGUUUAAUUUGUCAGACUGAAGCAUUUUUGUAAUGCCUUAACUUUGUAAUUUACAACAACAAAACAUGGGCAGAUUUGCAGCAGUUUAAUUAGAUGGGUGCAAAAAUGGUAAAAUAGUUUCAGAACAGAGGCAUGAUUUGGCCAAAGGGGAGAACUGACCUGUGGCCUAAUGUCAACAAAAGCAGUUUGAUAAUUCCUUUUCAGGUUAGUUGCUGGUGUUUUGGUAGAGUUUUCUUAUUCUUUGUUUUCUUUUUCUUAUUCUUUUUUUUUAAUCCAGUGUUUUGCUAAGAGAUAAUAUACAGAGAUAUCUAUAGAGUUAUAGAGUAAAAAUGGUAAACACAUUAUGACUAAUAAGAGUUGAAGCACUUUUUUUAUGACGAGCAUUUGACAUGACGAGGUUACGAGUGGGAGGCAACGGAUCCUUUGCUCUAUUUCGAGAAAAAAAAAACCCAAACACUACUGCCAACGCUUACUGUUACGUCCAUUGGCAUUAUCCUCCCGUUGGCAUCACUGUGACAUUACUGGAGCAUGGCACUGCGCUCCCAGCAGAAUGCAAUCUACAGCACUGAGGAAAGUACACUUCAUAAGGGGUACCGUGCCUUUGCCAGAUAUGCUCAUUGUGUGUCUGCCUAGACUGUUGCAUAUUAAUUGACUGGUCGACGUGAGUUUUCUUGUCUUUAUAAACCCCCUUUAGUUUCCCUCUUUGAGCCUUAAAACCCCAGUGCAAGAGCAGAGGUGUCCUUCUGUCACCAGCAGGCCAGUUAUCUUAGUAUUGAACAAUCUGAUGAUUCUGGUUUUGUAUAUCCCUUUAUGGGCUUUAUUCUUCUUUUUUUUUUUUUGUUUGGUUAGUUGGUUUGUUUUUCCAAAUGCUGUUUAGCUUUUCAGAGACCCACUCACCCCACGACUCCUCCCACCCCCUGCCAGUCAGGGUAGACAUUUUGUGGCUACGUCCAGAAUAAGAGACGACGUUUUAGCCCAGCAACCCCACGUCUGUGCCUUCUGAUCAGUUUUUAUUUCUUUUUUACUUUCAUUUUAUAUUUUUUUCAAAUGUACAUUUUACAGUAAGUGGAGGUUUUUGACUGAGAGAUUUGGCAAUUUGACAGAGACUCACAGGUAUUUAACUAUUUUCUGAAGCGAAUACAAAUAAAAGACAAAGAUAUUUUUACCUCACAAUUUUAGAGCAAACAUUCCAAUGUUGUCAUGGUCUAUGAUUUGACGCAAAGAAAAAAAGCAUAAAAAAAGAAGUUCAUGCAUUUUUGUUUCUUGUAUUGUAAAUGUUAGACAAUUUCAUAUGCAUUAUAUAAAAAGAAACUGCCAUAUCAAUUUUAAUGUAUAGAUUUUUGCAAAUACUACCCUAUGUAUGUAAGACGUAACUGUAUCGGUAGCGUAUAUAUAAUAUAUUUAUGCCCAAUAAAUGUUUUAAUUUUUUCUGACUUGCAUUGCAUUUGUUUUUGUGUCCUGUUGAUACUUAUUCCAACUCUUACACACCAUGCUUCCAUGUAAUGAAGUGUAGCAUCUGGUGCCUUGCAAAAUAUCUGUACUCCCUUUUCCUAAGAUUUGCCACAUUAAAACCACAAAAAGGAAUUGUA
This is a messenger RNA of Poeciliopsis prolifica (blackstripe livebearer), 10568 nucleotides long. It is a transcript of the gene fndc3ba, whose product is annotated as fibronectin type III domain containing 3Ba. The transcript has 28 exons. The coding region runs from base 175 to 3894 and encodes 1239 amino acids. Gene Ontology annotation, molecular function: protein binding. Lineage: Eukaryota; Metazoa; Chordata; Actinopteri; Cyprinodontiformes; Poeciliidae. The record is from RefSeq and is a predicted model, not a curated record.